Physcomitrium patens is the source of this 2312-nucleotide messenger RNA. NCBI's taxonomy places the organism in Eukaryota, Viridiplantae, Streptophyta, Bryopsida, Funariales, Funariaceae. The record is from RefSeq and is a predicted model, not a curated record.
AAUGUGUAUCGUUAAGAGAGCGUAUCCUGGUGCUUGCUUGAUAAAUCCAUGUCAGUUGCUGGAUGUCUUGUAGCCUGCGAGAUUCGGUCGUGAUGGGUUGCUGGGGUUUGUGACCAGAGGAGAGAGUGUCUGCUUGCAUUUCGCAAUCAGGUACAGGGGAGCUGGGGUGCUGGCUUUACUCCCUGGUCGUUGCAUUGGCUAUGGUGGAUACGGAAUGACAUUCUAGGAAGUUUUUGGAUACAAGGAAGUAGAGGGAUUAAUCUCUGUCCUGUGGAAGGUGUCAUUUCUUCGGUGAUCUUGGAGGGUCAGUUUGUUCUUAGCUUAUUGAGAGGAAGAGUAGAGCAAUGUCCGGGUUACAAUUGCUAACCGUUGGCCUUGUGCCCGCCAAAUCGUCUGAAUUUGUUGGUUGCACGAAGUUCAGCCAAUGCAGUAAUCUCAGGCUGCCGGAAUCACGGUCGGUGCAAUGGGGCGUUUUUUCCCAUUCGUGGACCCAUUUUAGUCCAGCAGCGAUUUCUACUUCGGGACAGUUACGCGAGGGUUCUAAGCGGGGUCGGGGGGUUUGGUGUCGGGCUGUCGAGGUUGAGAAGCUUCCGGAGGUCGAUGGGACUUCUACCUUGAAAGAUCUCGAGAUCGAAGAAGUGACUGAGGAUCUGCAGCCUACUGUUGAGCGAGAUUUUACAGGGACACCAAAUAUCCCUAUCUAUGUUAUGCUACCACUGGGCACAAUCGGUCACGAUAACAAAGUAACGAAUCCAGACGAUUUAAGACAAAAGUUCAAUGCGUUGAAGACAGCUGAAGUGGAUGGAGUUAUGGUAGAUUGUUGGUGGGGUUUGGUGGAAGGCAAAGAACCCCAGCAUUAUGACUGGUCUGGAUAUAGGCAGCUAUUUACUAUGGUUCGCGACUGCGGCCUUAAAUUACAGGUGGUUAUGUCGUUCCAUCAAUGUGGUGGUAACGUAGGCGAUGACGUUUACAUCCCUAUUCCUCAGUGGGUUCUAGACAUUGGCAAAGACAAUCCUGACAUUUUCUUCACAGACAAGAGCGGUGUGGUUAACCCAGAGUGUCUUACUUGGGGUGUGGAUAAAGUUCGAGUUCUGCGGGGUCGAACAGCUCUUGAGGUUUAUUAUGAUUACAUGAGAAGCUUUCGGCAAGAAAUGGACGAAUUCUUCAUGGACAAAACUAUAACUGAAAUAGAAAUUGGGUUAGGUGCUUGUGGUGAGCUUCGAUACCCCUCCUACCCUGAAACGCGUGGGUGGAAGUAUCCCGGGAUAGGUGAAUUCCAGUGUUACGACAAGUACCUUUUGGAGGAUUUGCGAAAAGCAGCUGAAGCACGAGGGCACUCUCAUUGGACCAAACCUCCUAGCAAUGCAGGGGAGUACAAUUCUCGACCACAAGACACUGAGUUUUUCAGAGACGGAGGAGACUACGACAGCUACUACGGACGCUUCUUCCUGAAAUGGUACUCAGAUGUCCUAAUUCAACACGGGGACCGAGUCUUAACAUUUGCAAACAUCGCCUUCGAGGGUGUGAAAAUUGCCGCGAAGGUGUCUGGAAUUCAUUGGUGGUAUAAAACAGCUAGCCAUGCGGCGGAGCUUGCAGCUGGAUUCUACAAUCCUGCCAACCGCGAUGGUUAUGCAGCAAUUGCACAAAUGUUGGCUAAGCAUGGCGCUUCGUUCAAUUUCACUUGCGUUGAGCUUCGUACCCUAGCACAAGCAAAAGGCUACCCUGAAGCUUUGGCUGAUCCCGAAGGGCUUGUUUGGCAGGUCCUGAAUGCGGCCUGGGACGCGGGCAUCUCGGUUGCUAGUGAGAAUGCACUUGGCUGCUUUGACCGACAAGGAUACAACAAAAUUCUGGAGAAUGCUAAACCUGAGAAAGACCCUGAUGGCCGACACUUGGUUGCCUUCACCUACUUGAGACUGAGUGACGAGCUCAUGAAAGAACACAAUUUCAAAGAGUUUUCUCGAUUUGUCAAGCGUUUGCAUGGUAAGCCAGUCGAAAGUGACUAAGCAAGCAUUAUUGGAAGGAGGAAGCCAAGCUCUAAGCCUUGUACACAUGAUCAAGCUUUUUGAAGUAUGUAGAUUUUUAUUGUGGAAUAUCAUUAUUAUUUCAGCUCAGAGCAGCGGCCUUAAAGAAGAUAUGCCGACUCCUUUGAGUUGUAGAUCAGGUUUCCCUUAGGGACCUCAGCUGAUUAAUCUUGUAUCUCAUUGAAACCUUGACGGUGGAUGUAUGCGCAUACUAGAACGGAGUAUACCAUGAAACCUUAUGUUUUCUUCUUAACCAUUUUUUAAUAAAGAAGAGAACACCCAUUAACUUAA